AUGCUAAAUGCCGGAGAAACUGAAGGUGACCUUCACGUGAACUUCAAGCAACUAUUCCAGGUCAAACUAAUAACACCAUCUUAUGUCAUUACAGCAAAAAGUGAACCUGCAACGGUCGGCGUAAAAAUAAGGCAUACGUCCGCGCCAGAGCAUACAUCCGCGCCAGAGCAUACAUCCACGCCAAAGCAUACAUCCGCGCCAGAGGAUACAUCCGCGCCAAAGAAUACAUCCGCGCCAAAGAAUACAUCCGCGCCAGGGCAUACAUCCGCGGAAUAUACACCAGGACAUACAUUCGCGCCAGGAUAUACAUCCAUGGCAUCCGCGCCAGGACAUACAUCCACGGCAUCCGCGCCGCCUGCACCAGGAUAUACACCUGCUCCGCCUGAACCAGGAUAUACACCUGCUCCGCUUGAACCAGGAUAUACACUCGCGCCGCCUGAUACUUCCGCGCCGCUUGUACCAGGAUAUACACCCAUACUGCCUGCACCAGGAUAUAUAUCCGCGCCGCCUGCAGCAGACUAUACUUCCGCGCCGCCAACACUAUAA
This is a messenger RNA of Trachymyrmex cornetzi, 546 nucleotides long. RefSeq names its product extensin-like. The record is from RefSeq and is a predicted model, not a curated record. Lineage: Eukaryota; Metazoa; Arthropoda; Insecta; Hymenoptera; Formicidae. Bases 1 to 546 code for a protein of 181 amino acids. The transcript is spliced from 3 exons.